AUGGAUGAAGAAAACACAGCUUCUGUUGUUGAACAGACUGGGGAAAACACUGAAGUGAUGCAGCAGGAGGCUGAGGAGGAAUCAAAAGAACAGCUUCCUGCAGACAUGUACUACAAGUACGAGGACCUUCACUCCAGAGCGUCCAUCACACCCGACUCUGAAAUCCCAGAGAACCUCCUCCACCUUUCUCACUCCUUUGGCUAUGACAGUGGGCGAAGGGCAAACCUGCAGCUGCUGGACGACAGAACUCUGAUCUUCGUAGCUGGUAACCUGCUCGUCCUGCUGGACGUUUCCACCAAGGAGCAGAGAUACCUCCGCUCCUGCAGCGGAGGAGGAAUUGGCUCCAUCACGACCCAUCCUAGCAAAGAGUACUUUGUUGCAGCAGAGAAAGGACACCAGCCCAACAUCAUCAUAUAUGAAUAUCCUUCAUUACGACUGUACCGCAUCCUGAGAGGUGGUACAGAGCAGGCGUACAGCUUUGUGGACUUUAACCGUAACGGGAGCCUGCUGGCCAGUGUGGGCAGCGCACCUGACUACAUGCUGACGCUGUGGAACUGGAGGCAGGAGGAGGUGAUGCUAAGCUGCAAGGCCAUUUCUCAGGAGGUCUACCGAGUCAGCUUCUCCCCAUACAACCCAGGACUGCUCACAUCGUCAGGAUCUGGACACAUCAAGUUCUGGAAAAUAGCUAGCACAUUCACAGGUCUCAAAUUACAAGGGCUUAUGGGACAUUUUGGGAAAACUGCAGCGACUGAUAUUGAAGGCUACGUGGAACUUCCUGAUGGAAAGGUGGUGUCCGGCACAGACUGGGGCAACUUGCUGCUGUGGGAUGGAAACGCCAUUAAGGUUGAGAUUUGCCGAAAGGAGGGGCGGAGCUGCCACGCCGGGAUGGUUCAGCCGUUUGCCCUGGAGGACGGCCAGCUGAUGACGUUUGGCUCUGAUGGAGUGGUCCGGGGCUGGGACUUUGAAGGGAUUGAUGCUGCCGACAGUAACAGCGACAGCAGCAGGUUUGAGAUGGAGCCCAUGAAUGAGAUGGUGGUCGGACACAACGUCUGCCUCUCCUCUGUGGUGAAGAGCUCCCUGCCUGACUCCUUCAUCUGGUUUGCUCAGGAUUCCAGCGGAGCCAUCUGGAAACUGGACCUGUCAUUCACCUACACGACUCCUGAUCCAGAGUGCCUGUUUUCCUUUCACGCCGGGGCAAUCCAGAGCCUGGACGUGUCAAAGAAAUCCCACCUGAUGGCCACGACCACUCUGGACCGUACCGUCAAAGUUUUUGACUUCCUGGCAAAAAGAGAACUGACCACCAGUCGCUUCAAUCAGGGUGGAACUGCUCUCAGCUGGGCUCCGACUUUGGUGAACCAGAGUGGAGGUUUACUGGUGGCGGGUUUUGAGGACGGGGUGGUCCGUUUACUGGAGCUGUACGACCCUCAGAGGCUGCAUGUGGUCACCGGACGCAGCCCCAAAGGAGAUGCAAAGCUGCGCCUCAAACAAGCCUUCAAACCCCAUAACGCCCCAGUAACUGCUGUGGCAUAUGAGCGAAAUGGAGACAUCUUAGCCACAGGGAGCUCAGACUGCACUGUGUUCUUCUUCUCUGUCGGGGAAAAAUACAACCCCAUCGGCUUCAUCCACGUUCCUGGACCAGUGCAGGGGCUGGAGUGGUCACCUCAUUCCCACAGUGAAAACAGGUUGCUCAUCCUGUGUCAGAGCGGUCAUGUGGUGGAGGUGCAGAGUCCUGAUCCUGAGGCCCAGAACCCAACCAAAACCUUCCUGCUGCCUGAGCUGCCCAGCAGAUCCUUCAGGUUCAGGAGCGUCAAAUCUCGAAUCAAGAGAGAGGAGGAAAUCACAAGACGUCAAUCCUUAAAGGAGAAGAAGAAGAGAGAGAGAGAAGAGAGGUUGAAAGAAUCGAAGCAGCCCGAAGCAGGACAAGAGGAAGAAAAAGAAGAAGAGGAAGAGUUACCACCUAUCUACAUCCCUGACCCUCCAAGUCCUCUCUGCUGUGGCUUCUACUCACUGCCUGGCCAGUUCUGGCUCUCCAUGGGAGGCUAUGACUCAGGUUUCCUGUAUCACUGUAAGUUCUCUGAGAAGCAGGAUGAGGAUCCAGACCAUAAGCAGGAUGAGCCCUUUGACUUUCUGCCUGUUCACAACACAGAUGACGACCCCAUUCGCUCCAUCACCUUCAGCUCCAACAGGCAGCUGUUACUCUGCGGUAUGCACUCAGGUUCCAUCAGGGUCUACCUGCUGCAGCCCAAUGAUCACAGCCUCACCUCCAUGCAGGCCUAUUGGUCGCUCAGUGUUCACGACAACCAGUACGGACACGCACGGCACAUUCGCUGUAGCCACGACGACCACUUUGUGCUGACGGCGGGAGAGGAUGGGAACAUCUUCUCCUUCGGCCUGCUUCCUCCAGAGGAGCUACAGAAAAGCCUGCAGAGAAAGAGGGCCAAGGUUCCUUCGCCCAGGGUGGGUCUUGAAAAUGAGGCGUUGGCUCAGGAUAUUGAGGACCCAGCAGCUUACAGCAUAGAGACGGCUAAAGAGAAGCUGGAAAGGGACCGUCUGCAUCGGGAGGCCGAGCUGAAGAUCUCACGGAAGCAGAAGAAGCUGACUGAGCUCCAGAGGGAGUUCAGGCAGUUGCUGAACACCAACCAAAGUCUGCCAGAGCAUGUUCGCCUGAAACCUGUGGAGCUGCAGCUGGACCGACGUUUCAUCGAACAGGCAGAGAGGGUGAAGUCCCAGCGGAUGAUGGAGGUCAGAAAGCAGCUGGGCUGGGAGGAGGAGCGCUGCCACAUAGCACUCAGCAAACUACAGGCCUGGUUCAGGGACUCUCUGCAGGCCAACGUGGUCACCGUGGUCGCCAUCCGCAGCGACCACAGAGUCUCUACCUACCGUUUGCCAACUCUCACCGAGCCUUCAACCCAGCUCAGACACCAGGGCGCAGCCAGCCGGCCUGACAGAGACAGAGAUGCUGCACCAGAUCGCAGGAAAUCCAGAGCCGAGCCUGCAAAAGACAGCAGUGAAAUAGACGUGGAGGAGGUGCUAUGCCCCAAGGCGACUCGUCCAGCAGGGAUCAAACUGGGCGAUCGGCAGGUCGAGAGGCUCCGAAAGGCUGCGGAGAAAGCUGAACAAGCUAAAGCCAGAAUGGAGAAGAGGAAGCAGGAAUGGGCCCAGCUUUACGAAGAAAAGCCAGACGAGAACUGUGAGGAUCCGCUGGACGUGCAGGCCAUCCGCGAAGCCAAAGAGAGCAUCGGAGACUUAAAACUGAAGUCAGCCAAAGACUUCACGGUGCCAAAACACCUGAGGAUGAACGCUGAGAGGAAGAGAGCAGAGCUGAUGGGCCUGGAGCAAAAUAUCCGUGAGAAGCAGACUGAGAUGAAUAGACGUAUCGUGGCAUUGCGGGACGCCAAGGUUCACCUGGUGUCUCAGCUGCGUGCUCAGGCUCAGCAGCUCCACAAGGUCCAGCAGCGUCUGGCAGCCCAUCUCCACCGUGCUCCACCCGCCCUGCCGACCAUACUACCAGAAGAAACCCCAGAGAAGAGGUUGCGGUACGGCCGCACCACCCUGGAGCGAUAUCGUGCUCUGAGAGAACAGAGGUUCAAGGCUGUGCAUCAGGAGGAGCAGGAGGGAAGUACACAUUUAUUGGAGCUGCUGGAGAAGGAGAUGGAAGGGGAGCAGGAGAACGAGGAAGAUGAUCAGGAAAGAGGUGAAGAGGAGUCCUCCAGCCCAUCAGUUUCAUCUGUAACCAGGGAAGAAGAAGAAGAGACAUCAGUGGAGGAGGGAAUGGAGCUGAGUGAGCUGGAGGAGGAGCUCUGGAGGGAGGAGGAGAUCAGACUGCUGCACCAGCAGGACUCCCUGCUGGAGCAGAUGGAGAGUUUGGUGUGGCAGUUUGACGCAGAGCUCCUGCUGCUGCGUCACCAGAAGCUGCGUUUGGACUGGCAGCUGAAGCUGGCCGACCUCCGUCAGCUGACGCUCUACCAGGAGCUGCUGCUCCUCAAGGAGUUUGAGAGGAGGGAGGACAGCCUGCAGGAGAAGCUCAAUGAACGCAUUAACGAGGAGAACAGCAUCAUGUCAAAACUGGAGGAAUGCAAUGAACAGUUGGAAAUGAAGCAGAGAGACAUAGUCAAGCUGCAGGAGAGAGAGAAGGCUCUGAUGGCCGCCCUCCAGGCCUCGCUGGGCGAAAACAACAAGUUUGAAGAGUUUCUGACCAAGGUCUUCAAGAAGAAGGUCAAACGUGUCAAGAAGAAGGAGCAGAUGGGAACUGAAGAAGAAGAAGUGGACAGCGAUGAAGACUCAGAUGAAGACGAUGACUGGGAGGAUGGUGAUGAUGAUGAUUAUGGCAGCAUCACAGAGGAAGGAGGUGCUGCUCUGGAUGACAGCGUUUGCCCUCCAGGCUGUGACCCUGAGUUAUUUGAGAACACACUGCAGCUGCGUGAGCGUCGGCUGGACCUGGAGGAGCUCCUGGUGGAGGAGAAGAAGAGUGCUGAAGCUCUGAAGAAGGAGUGUGACACCCUGGUCAAGAAGGAGAAAAUGGUGAAGAGCAGUUGGAAUGCAGUAGAAGACGACUUGGAGUUGGUCAACAGAGAGAAACAGCAGAAAAUGAACGAACUGGAUGUGGUGGUUCCUCUCAGACUGCACCAGAUCGAAUUUGGGAACGGCUCGUUGCCGUCUGAUCUGAGCUCGGCAUUGGUGCUGGACAAGAUGGAGGUGAACAGGCUGCAGGAGCGCAUCAAGCAGCUAAAGGUGGAGAAGAGUCAGCAGAAAGAUCUGUACUGCCAGGCCCGCCAGCAGCACGUCAGGCUCAUCCACGACCGCAAGGACAUGGCCGCUAAGAUCCAGGGGCUGGAGGAGCAGUGCGACGAUCUGAUGAUGAUGAAGUACGGGAGACUGGUGGAUCUGGAGGCUCUGCAGACGCUGUCGGGGAACAGGGUGCUGGAGGAGCUCAAGCAGGAAAAACUCCUUCGAGAAGCUGCAUACGCCAAGGAAAUCAAACAGUGGGAUGCAAAGGUAGAAGAGGCGCGUGAAGCUCUGAUGGAGGUGACCAAGUGUAACACAGAGCGCCUCCUCAGCAUGACGAACCUCUUUGACCAGAAGAAGGAACUGGAGCAUAAACUCAACGCCAGGCAGAAGAAAAUGGGCCGACAGUUCCAGGAUUACAGGAGACGUGUGGAUCAGGAGGAGAUCCGGAGGCUACAGGUGCUGGUGAAAACACAAUCGCAUCAGAUUGAGGCCCUCAGGAGAGAGAUUGGCCUCCUGUCCCGUAAAGGGGGCCUCGUCUUGCCCCCCGGCCAGGCCCCGCUGCCCCCCCUCGCCCCUAUGGUCACCCCUACAGACCGCACCCACACCGGCAGACAAGGACCAGCGUAUCCAUCCAAACUGCUCAAAGCACAAAACUCACACAGUAAACAGGGAGCUAUUUAA
Molecule: messenger RNA, 5409 nt
Organism: Toxotes jaculatrix (banded archerfish)
Lineage: Eukaryota; Metazoa; Chordata; Actinopteri; Toxotidae
Product: cilia- and flagella-associated protein 44
Exons: 34
Coding region: 1-5409 (1802 amino acids)
Molecular function (GO): protein binding
Source: RefSeq, a predicted model, not a curated record